GCGGGGCUGUUUGGGGCCGUUCAUGGCCGGGGACGGAGCCCGUUCCCAGUACCGGCACGGCGGAACACAGCCCACACGGCGGGACAAACACCGCGGGGAGGUACCGGCACGGCGGGGCACAGCCCGCGGGGAGGUAGCGGGGUGCGCGUCCGGCAGUGGAAGGGCCGGGCCUUUCUUUCCCCGGGGCAGUUUCAGGCCAGCGCUGUCCGUGUGAGACAGGUUCUUCCUUCACAGUGCACUGCUCUGGACUCCGCUGUGCUGCCCCUCAUCGAGCCUUUCCUCCGGGCUGUGGCGUUUGGUACGGUGAGCCCUGGCUAACCAUUGCACAGGGUGAUCGCCACAGAAACCCCUAAAGGCUUCAAGGAAUUCAUUUUAGCCAAAAUAAAUGAAAUAAGUUGUUCUGAUACAGUAAAAUGGAUCCUUGUUCAGUUGGAGUUCAGCUUCAAGCUACCAAUGAAUGCCAUAAGACCUAUUACACCCGUCACACUGGCUUCAAGACUAAACAAGAUAUAUCUUCAUCUGACCUCCUGCUGCUUCAGCUUAGGACUGGGAUAACUCUGUCAGAGAGCAACACAAUCUGCUUCCACCAUGCAAAAAUUUACAUUGAAAGAUUUGAAGACUUACAAAAAUCCUGUUGUGAUCCCUUUAACAUACACAGAAAACUAUCAAAGAAAAGCUUGCGAGCAAUUGACUUAGAUGAUGCGGCUUUUCUAAGUGCCAAGUUUGGAAGACAGUUUGUUCCUGGUUGGAAGCUUUGUCCCAAAUGUAUGCAGAUAAUAAAUGGAAGUGUGGAUAUGGAACCUGAGGAGCGACAAAGAAGAAAACUGGAUCCAGAUGGGCGUACAGCUAAGGCUUUAAAGUUGCUCCAGUUUGCUAACCCAGGACGACAGACUGAAUUCACUCCAGAGACUAGUAAAAGGGAAAAAAGAAGGCUGCAAACAAAAAUAGCAAUGUUCAAUUCAGACAGGCAGGUGAUACCAGCCAAGAGUAAAGUGUACGACAGCCAGGGCCUGCUGCUGUACAGUGGGAUGGACCUGUGUGACUGCCUGGAUGAGGAUUGCCUGGGCUGCUUCUACGCCUGUCCCAAGUGUGGCUCCAACAAGUGCGGCACGGAAUGUCGCUGCGACCGCAAGUGGCUCUACGAGCAGAUCGAGAUCGAGGGAGGAGAGAUCAUUAGGAAUAAGCACGUGGGGUAGUGUGUCUGUGCACUAUUCAGUCUGACUGUAUGGGCCAUGUUUCCAUUACACACAGCACGUUCAGCAUUUAGUGAUUUAAUGGAAGCUGUUGAAAUUUGUCACGGUCCGCGUGGUGGGCGUGCUCACUUUCAGUGUGGUUAGGGACAGCCAUACUGCUGUUUUUUCACACUUGAGUCUGCAUUGUACUAAGGCUGCUUAGUCAUCCAGGUAAGAUCUCACUGAACAACUGUAUUCAAGUACAAGGUGCUAAAUUCUAAUGUAAACUAUCCUGAGCCAUUCGCUGUCCUUUCAUACAUUGUUUUAUCCCUCAUUUCUCCUUCUCAAAUUCAGGAUCUCAUGGGUUUUAAUUUGUUUUCUGUGAAGUGCUGUGAAAGUUCUCAUUGAAUUUACAUGCAGUAUUAAUAAAACUCUCCUAGUAUUAAUAGUGAAUACUAUAUCUUCUUUAAAGUAUUGAAGCUGCAUUGUUAAAUCCAAUACUGUUCACUUAAAAAGGAGUCAAAAGCAUUUAGGUGUUCAGAUCUCACCCCAUUUACUGGGAUUUGAGAUCAAGUUAUCCUUAUAUAAGAAUAUGAAUUAAUAUGAAUUCAUAUUGAAUUAAUUCAUAUUAAAAUACUGAAUUUAACCUGGCAUAGGGAUUGCUUUGUUGGUUUCUGUAGAACAAAAUUAAAAUAAUUUUGCUCUGUUAUCAGUCUGUAAUUGGACUGAACAACAGCCCUCUCCCUAUUUUUUUUUCUCUUUACUGGUUUUAAAGGUUUAUAUGCAGCUGAAAUGAACUUUGAGGGUCUUUCCAAACCAAGGUUAUCUAGACUGUUAACAAAAAAACCCAGAUGAAUGGAAAGUGUCUUUGGUUGAUACAUUAUCUGUCCUCAUAAUAUUAAACUUUUACACUCUGACAAGGCUUACUGAAGAGAUUUUAUAGAUAAAGGCUUAGUAACAGUAUUUUCUUGGCAUUUUUAUUGUGUUUUGUAUAGAUUUCCUAAUCUUUGAUGACUUGGAAGAGCUGCAUGUUUGUUGGGUCACAUUUUUUCAAUAAUAUUGUUAAACUCUUGAGGGCUUACUCAGUAAAGUUGUACAGUCUUGCUAUGUACUCAGUAGAUUUUUUUUCUGUUCUGGUAGGUGUCAUGAACGUUACAUUGCCAAAAUCCAAAGUAAUGCUUUGAGCUAUGCUGACAUCUGCUGGUCCUACUGUAGUAUAAGUACUGAGAUGCUACAUUUUUAUUAAAUCUGUUAUAAAAAUGAUCACUUUUUUUUUUUUUUGGUCAGAGCAUUGGCAGUUGUUUUAGUGGAUGUCUCUCGCUGUUUCAUAUCUUAAGCAAUCUUUUGAAUUAGAUGAAAACAUAAACAGGUAAUGGCCAGGAGAGUGAGGGGAAAAGCUGGUUGAGUUGUGUCAUUUAUGUGCAUUUAUUACUUUUUUAAUUAUACCAGAAUUGGCAGUAUCCAUUGUUAAUAAACUUAACAGGCUUC
Molecule: messenger RNA, 2660 nt
Organism: Cinclus cinclus
Lineage: Eukaryota; Metazoa; Chordata; Aves; Passeriformes; Cinclidae
Gene: ARL14EP
Product: ADP ribosylation factor like GTPase 14 effector protein
Exons: 4
Coding region: 414-1196 (260 amino acids)
Cellular component (GO): intracellular membrane-bounded organelle
Source: RefSeq, a predicted model, not a curated record